GGGCACAGAGGGGAGCUUCUGGUCUUGCAUAAAGUUAUCUGAGUGCUGGGCGGUUAAUUUCACGGAAGACUGAUUUAACAAUUUCGUUCCUGUUUAACUGUCAGAAGAGAAGAGGAGUCAGCUGACUGACAGCAGCAGUGAGCGCGGGGUGGGGGGGUGUGAUCAAAGUUGUUUUCCAAGCGCUUUUGUGAUGGAACAUCAACCUAUCAUGAACUACCAAAACAGAAACUACGGAAUAGCCAAUCCCGGUUACAUCCCGGCAGCACAGGGGGCACCGGCAAUGUUCGCCACACCCGGAGCUGAAGGCCCCAGCGCUCCGCCGGCCAGUAUGUUCGACAGCAUGCCAGGCUAUGAAGGAACAGUGGCAGGAGGAGGAGGUGGAUUUCUGCCUCCUCCCAUGCCUGCUGUCCCAGCCCCUCAGCCUGACCCUGCACCUCAGCAGCCACACUGGAACAUCCCAUCUAUAACUGAAGACACUGCUCGGGAUGCGUUCAUCCUGUUUGCCUCCAGCAAGUGCUGCUACAGUAAAGCACCGGCAAAGGAUGGAGUGAUCACCAACAUGGAGGCAUUUAAUACGUACAGGUACCGCCUGGAAACCUUCACUGAGACGAGAUCUACAGAGUGGAGUCACGAGCCGUACAAUGGCCAGCCAGUGGAUGCCUUCGCCCAGCCACCUCCAGGGCCUUGGGAUAUUCCAGCUAAAAGCCCCAAUUUUUUUCUGGAUGGCAAAGAGACUAUCAAGGUCCCCUACACUUCAUCCAUGAAGCCCUGCCACGUUUGCCUGGGAAUGGGACGAAGACCUUGCAAAGACUGUGCUGGCGCUGGUAAUAAAGUUUGUUGGGUGUGCAAUGGGUCUGGGUACCGCCACGGAGAUGAUCGAUGUCACCACUGCGUUGGAAGAGGAAGGGAGAACUGCAGCCACUGUCAUGGGCAAGGAUCGAAACAGUGUGACACAUGUCAUGGAAAACAACAGCUUCUGGUCUACAUCAAGCUCACUGUGAAAUGGACCAACAACUCUGACGACUACGUUGUGGAACAGCUGAGCGGACUGCAAGUGGACAACCUUAGCAAGGUGUCUGGAAAGGAGCUUUUCAGAGACUCUCAGUACAUGGUGUACCCGUUGAUGGGCUUCCCAGACCCUUCAGUGGUGAGUGCCUCGCAACGCUUCGUCAAUGAACACCAGGGCAAGUACUCCCAGACGUCACGCAUUCUACAACAGCGUCAAACCAUAGAGCUGAUCCCUGUCACCAAGGUGACCUACCUGUGGAAAGAGAAAUCACACAUUUACUUUGUUUAUGGGAAUGAGUUCAAAGUUAGUGCAGACAACUAUCCUGCUACCUGCUGCUGUACUGUAAUGUAAUUGCAGUUGUUGUAUGUAUGAGGUUUUUACUCUCCAAUCCAGUGACUGUCUAAAUAUGUCAGUUUUAUUUACAAGUCAGCUCUGCUGUUUAAUGACCUUGGUGAGGGUUGAUGUUCAACAGAGUUUACACAGAAGAAUUUAACCCAUGAGCAAAUGUCAUGAAAGCCACAUUGUUAUGUCAUUUGUAUGCAUGCACCACAGAAAAAAAGUAACUGUAAUCAUAUUGUAUUCCCUGAAUCCUAAAUCUUAUUGCGUUUAUAUGACAGCAGUGAUUUUUAAAAUCAUUAAUCAAAUCAGUGAUUUAAUACUGACUAUUAUUUUGUUUUGCAGCAGUGCUAUUUUUUUUAAUGUUAAUAUGAAUUUGAACCCAAUCCGUUUGCUGUCAUGGCAACACUAAUUAUAUAUAUAUAUAUAUAUAUGUGUAAAUCUUUUUAUAAAAUGUGUGUGAUCUUGCGAGACAAAACAAAUGUAAGACGUGCUUUGCAGUAUUUCAGUACUCAUUUGAAUAAAUGCAAUUUCUCAAUG
This is a messenger RNA of Lates calcarifer (barramundi perch), 1885 nucleotides long. RefSeq names its product ssu-2 homolog, related sequence 1 (gene ssuh2rs1). NCBI's taxonomy places the organism in Eukaryota, Metazoa, Chordata, Actinopteri, Centropomidae. The record is from RefSeq and is a predicted model, not a curated record. The transcript has 14 exons. The coding region runs from base 191 to 1360 and encodes 389 amino acids. Gene Ontology annotation, molecular function: heat shock protein binding.